Messenger RNA from Dictyostelium discoideum AX4, 1008 nucleotides. RefSeq lists its product as hypothetical. The coding region runs from base 1 to 1008 and encodes 335 amino acids. The transcript has 4 exons. Gene Ontology annotation, biological process: negative regulation of actin filament polymerization. Gene Ontology annotation, molecular function: actin binding. Gene Ontology annotation, cellular component: cell cortex; cytoskeleton. NCBI's taxonomy places the organism in Eukaryota, Evosea, Eumycetozoa, Dictyosteliales, Dictyosteliaceae. The record is from RefSeq and is a predicted model, not a curated record.
AUGAGUCACUCAAGUGGUAUCCCAGCAUCACAAGAAUUAAUUUCAGCUUUUGGUUCAGCCAAUACUGGAGAUGUUCGUUUAAUUAAAGUUGUCAUUAAAAAUGAUGAAUUGGUUGUUGAUCAAAAAUUAAAUGUUCAAUCAGAUUUUGAAACAGAUUUAGAAUUAGCACAUUCUGUUCUUCAAAAGGAUUCACCAUGUUAUAUCCUUUACAAAAAAGAUGAUAAGAGUAUUGAAUUAACAGGUUACAAUUGGAUCUUUAUGUUUUUCGUUCCAGAUAAUGCUAAAGUUAGAGAGAAAAUGACAUACGCUGCAACUAGAGGUAACUUAAAAAGAGAACUUGGUGCAUCUCAUUUCGUUGAUGAAAUUUAUUCUUCAAAUAUGAAUGAUUUCUCAAAAAAAGGAUAUCAACAACAUAAACUUCAUCAAGAAUCAGAAGCACCAUUAACAAUGGAAGAACAACAAAGAAAUGAUGAAAAAGAACAAGGUUUAUUCGUUGGUGGUGGUGGUAGUGGUAUGCAUGUUCAUGGUAUUUCAUUCCCAGUUGAUUCUGAUGCAUCCACUGCUGUUUCAAAUUUCAUAAAUAAAAAAUUCAAUUACAUUGAAUUAUCAGUCAAUGUUGAUGAUGAAAAAAUCAUUUUCUCUUCAUCUUCAAAUAUUGAUAUUGAAGCAAUCUCUUCAAAAAUUUCAUCAACUGAACCAAGUUUCCACUUUUUCAGAUAUUCUCAUCAACAUGAAGGUGAAAAUUUAGAUUCAAUUAUUUACAUUUAUUCAUGCCCAGAUGGUUCAAAUGGUACCAAGAGUGCACCAGUUCGUAAGAGAAUGUUAUUCUCAAGUAGCAAAGCAAAUGUUGAACAACUUGUUACUAGUCAUAAUGUAAAGAUUGACUUAAAACUUGAAAUUAACUCACCAAGUGAAAUCUCUGAAGAAUCAAUUAUCAACGAACUUCACCCACCAAAGGUUGAAGAGAAAAAAGCUUUCUCCAAACCAUCUCGUCCAGGUCGUAAAUAA